ACGUCUGAAAGUUAAGGGGGCGGUUGAAAAGUUCAGGUCUACUGGAAACCAGACUAAUCUGGAUCAAUAAGGUCAACAUCAUCUGUGUGGGAUGGUAGCUCAGUCUGACGGAGCUCUGGGGGACAGAGGAAGGCCAGUAUCAGGAUGGAGAAUCAAAGCCCAGACCCUCCUGAACCCAGCUGUGUUUCCAUGCAGAGUGAUCAGUCGAAAGGCGGCGUAUUCAACGUCAAAAUAUCAGCAAGUGGCAGAGGUCAGCUGGAAACAUCAGAGUUCUUCAACGAUCAGUCCAAGGAGCAUCAAACAGACCUGGACUCCAUAUUUAUGCUGCUAGAGGAGAACAUUAUCAUCUUUGUGAAGAAGGAACUGAAGAGAUUUCAGAAGGCUCUGAGUCAGGAUAACCCAGAAUGUCUCGGCGAGGAUGAGGAGGUGUUGGUUGAUGGAUAUGAAGAGCAAAGGAGCAACAGAGAGGUAUUUCUGAAGAUCACAGAGAAUUUCCUGAGGAGAAUGAAGCAGAAUGAGCUGGCUGACCGUCUGUGGAACAAAACUUCUGAACCAAUUUGCCAAGAUAAACAUAAGUCUAAGCUGAAGAAGAAGUUUCAGUGUGUGUUUGAAGGGAUCGCUAAAGCAGGAAAACAAAUCUUUCUGAAUCAAAUCUACACAGAGCUCUACAUCACCGAGGGAGGGACUGGAGAGGUCAACCAUGAACACGAGGUCAGACAGAUCGAAACAACAUCCAGGAAAGCACACAGACCAGAAACAACCAUCAGACAAGAGGACAUCUUUAAAGCUCCACCUGGAAGAGAUAAACCAAUCAGAACAGUGAUGACCAAGGGCGUGGCUGGCAUUGGGAAAACAGUCUUAACACAGAAGUUCACUCUGGACUGGGCUGAAGGCAAAGCCAACCAGGACAUCCAGUUCAUAUUUCCAUUCACUUUCAGAGAGCUGAAUGUGCUGAAAGAGAAAAAGUUCAGCUUGGUGGAGCUCAUUCAUUACUUCUUUACUGAAACCAAAGAAGCAGGACUCUGGAGAUUUGAAGACUUCCAGGUCAUGUUCAUCUUUGACGGUCUGGACGAGUGUCGAAUUCCUCUGGACUUCAUCAAAACUGAAAUCCUAACUGAUGUCACAAAGUCCACCUCAGUGGGUGUGCUGCUGACAAACCUCAUCAGGGGGAACCUGCUUCCAUCUGCUCAACUCUGGAUAACCACACGACCUGCAGCUGCCAGUCAGAUCCCUCCUGAGAGUGUUGACAUGGUGACAGAGGUCAGAGGGUUCACUGACCCUCAGAAGGAGGAGUACCUCAGGAAGAGAUUCAGCGAUGAGGAGCAGGCCAGCAGAAUCAUCUCCCACAUCAAGACAUCCCGAAGCCUCCACAUCAUGUGCCACAUCCCGGUCUUCUGCUGGAUCACUGCUACAGUUCUGGAGGAUCUGCUGAAGACCAGAGAGGGAGGAGAGCUGCCCAAGACCCUGACUGAGAUGUUCAUCCACUUCCUGGUGGUUCAGACCAAACAGAAGAGAAUCAAGUAUGAUGGAGGAGCUGAGACUGAUCCACACUGGAGUCCAGAGAGCAGGGAGAUGAUCGAGUCUCUGGGAAAACUGGCUUUUGAGCAGCUGCAGAAAGGAAACCUGAUCUUCUAUGAACAAGACCUGAUGGAGGGUGGCAUCGAUAUCAGAUCAGCCUCGGUGUACUCAGGAGUGUUCACACAGGUCUUUAGAGAGAAGAGAGGACUGUACCAUGACACGGUGUUCUGCUUCAUCCAUCUGAGUGUUCAGGAGUUUCUGGCUGCUCUUCAUGUCCACCGGACCUUCAUCAACUCUGAAGUCAAUCUGAUGGAAGAUGAACAAACAACAUCCAGGAUUUAUAAAAUAUUUAGAACCAGGCCUAAACUUCGAUAUCUCCAUCAGAGUGCUGUGGACCAGGCCUUAAAGAGCCCAAAUGGACACCUGGACUUGUUCCUCCGUUUCCUCCUGGGUCUGUCACUGACCACCAAUCAGAAUCUCCUACGAGGUCUGCUGACACAAACAGGAAGUGACUCAGAGACCAGUCAGGAAACAGUCCAGUACAUCAAGACAAAGAUCAAUAAGGAUUUGUCUGCAGAGAAGAGCAUCAAUCUGUUCCACUGUCUGAAUGAACUGAAUUAUCGUUCUCUCGUGGAGCAAAUCCAACAGUCCCUGAGAUCAGGACCUCUCUCCACAGAUGAACUGUCCCCUGCUCAGUGGUCAGCUCUGGUCUUCAUCUUACUGUCAUCAGAAAAAGAUCUGGACGUGUUUGACCUGAAGAAAUACUCUGCUUCAGAGGAGGCUCUCCUGAGGCUGCUGCCAGUGGUCAAAUCCUCCAACAAAGCUCUACUGAGUGGCUGUAACCUCUCAGAGAGAAGCUGUGGAACUCUGUCCUCUGUCCUCAGCUCCUCCAGACUGAGAGAGCUGGACCUGAGUAACAACCACCUGCAGGAUUCAGGAGUCGAGCAACUUUGUGGUGAACACAUGGAUCCACUUUCUAAACUGGAAACUCUCAGGCUGAGUGGCUGUGAACUCUCAGAGAGAAGCUGUGGAACUCUGUCCUCAGUCCUCAGCACCCAGUCCUCCAGUCUCAGAGAUCUGGACCUGAGUAACAAUGACCUGCAGGAUUCAGGAGUGACGCUGUUGACUUCUGGACUGGAGAGUCCACACUGCAGACUGGACUCUCUCAGACUGAGUGGCUGUAAACUCUCAGAGAGAAGCUGUGGAGCUCUGUCCUCAGUCCUCAAAUCCUCCAGACUGAGAGAGCUGGACCUGAGUAACAACCACCUGCAAGAUUCAGGAGUUAAACAACUUUGUGGUGGACUUAUGGAUCCACUUUCCACACUGAAAUCUCUCAGGCUGAGUGUCUGUAACCUGUCAGAGAGAAGCUGUGGAGCUCUGUCCUCAGUCCUCAGCUCCCAGUCCUCCAGUCUCAGAGAUCUGGACCUGAGUAACAACGACCUGCAUGAUUCAGGGGUGAAGCUGUUGUCUUCUGGACUGGAGAGUCCACACUGCAGACUGGACUCUCUCAGUCUGUCUGGCUGUUUGGUCUCAGAGGAAGGCUGUUCUUCUCUGGCCUCAGCUCUGAGCUCGUCCUGUCUGACAGAGCUGGACCUGAGCUACAAUCAUCCAGGAGAACCCGGAGAGAAACUACUGUCUGCUCUAAAGGAGGAUCCACUCUGCAGACUGGAGACACUGAGGCUGGACCAUGGUGGACAGCACAGACUGAAACCAGGUCUAAAGAAGUACGCCUGUGAGCUGGAAGUGGACACAAACACAGUGGACAGAAGACUCAAACUGUCUCACAACAACAGAAUGGUGACACUGGAGGUGGAAGAUCAGCCAUAUCCUGAUCAUCCAGACAGAUCUGACUGUUAUCAGCUGCUGUGUCAGACUGGUCUGACUGGUUGCUGUUACUGGGAGGUUGAGUGGAGAGGAUGGGUUCAUGUAUCAGUGAGUUACAAAGGAUACAGUUAUAAAUGUAACUUUGGAUGUAAUGAUCAGUCCUGGAGUUUGAUCUGUUUUGAUUAUGGUGAUUACUAUGUCUGUCACAAUAACAGAGAAACAUUAAUCUCCUCCUCCUUCUCUCCAUCCGUUGGUAGAGUAGGGGUGUAUCUGGACUAUCCUGCUGGCUCUCUGUCCUUCUACAGAGUCUCCUCUGACAGACUGCUCCACCUCUACACCUUCAACACCACAUUCACUGAACCACUCUAUCCUGGGUUUAGGUUAUGGUUAGGUUCAGUGUUUCUGAGGUCUCUGUAGCUCAGACUCUGCUGUCUGAAUCCAAAGCUUAGUCAGACUAGAUGAUUUAUCAUCUCUGAUUAAUCUGAUUGAUUUGAUUCAAAGCUUGUCAGUAAUUCUUCUUCACUAGUUGAUCUUGUAUUGGUGUAUAUAUCACUGUUUAACUGCUCAGCACUCAUUUUUAUAUGAUCAAGUCUGUAGCCGAAGCUCACACUGUAAAAUAGUGCCAAACACAGUGACUUUCUCCAAGAAAAAUAAAAUGUUUGGAUACAGCGUACAAUUGAGCCAUCAUUGUUUUUUGUCCCAUACUGAACCCUGUAGGUACAAAUGGGCCAAAGAGCAGGGUCAGAGAGGAGCCUUCAGUGUUAGGGAGAUAUUAGUGAAAUAAUCAAAGAAAAGAAGAAGAAAUGUCUUCAGACUCAUUGUUACUUAAUGCUGCUCCAGAAAACAGCAGAAAAACGGAUUCAUUCAUCAGAAAUGUGACAGAAUAAUUUCAAUAAUGUGUAGAUUCUUGAUUUUGUAUAUGUUGAUGAUUGGACAGGAAGUGUGCCAGGAUUUAAAAUGCUGGAGACAGUGUGGGAGUCAGGAUGCUAAUCAUUGGCACAGAUUUUGGGAAUUUCCGUCAAUUAAACUCGAUGGAAGAAGAAAUCCUGUUGAGCCGUCUCUCUGUAUUUGAAUGUUCAUUAACAUGAUUACACAUUCCUCUUCAAAGACUGGGAAUACUGAGAGAAGAAAUCUUAAGAGCAGUCAUGACACAUACAAACACAUCUUAAUGUGGAUCUUUGUUUCUUUCUUGUUGCUUGGUAAAAUCACGACUGUCAAUGUUAAAUGCCCCUGAUGAUUCCCUAA
Messenger RNA from Cheilinus undulatus (humphead wrasse), 4587 nucleotides. RefSeq names its product protein NLRC3-like. The coding region runs from base 145 to 3759 and encodes 1204 amino acids. The transcript is spliced from 12 exons. NCBI's taxonomy places the organism in Eukaryota, Metazoa, Chordata, Actinopteri, Labriformes, Labridae. Gene Ontology annotation, molecular function: protein binding. The record is from RefSeq and is a predicted model, not a curated record.